This is a messenger RNA of Zea mays, 684 nucleotides long. NCBI's taxonomy places the organism in Eukaryota, Viridiplantae, Streptophyta, Magnoliopsida, Poales, Poaceae. The record is from the annotation of a RefSeq genome assembly.
AUGAAUUAUGAGUUUAAUAGAUUCUCUUUAGCAGAAAGACGUAUAUUCCUUGCUCAUUAUCAGACAAUCACUUAUUCCCAAACCUCGUGUGGGGCUAAUCGUUUUCAUUUACCAUCUCAUGGAAAACCCUUUUCGUUCCGCUUAGCCCUAUCGGGUAUUUUAGUGAUAGGUUCUAUAGGAACUGGACAAUCCUAUUUGGUCAAAUACCUAACGAAAAAUUCCUAUUUUCCUUUCAUUAAGGUACGAGGGCUUCUUAUUCCACAAGAACGAAAGCACCUUUUCAUUCUUUCAUAUACUAGGGGUUUUUACUUGGAAAAGACAAUGUUCCAUACUAAAGGAUUCGGGUCCAUAACCACGAGUUCCAGUGCACUAGAUCUUGUAGCACUUAGCAACGAGGCCCUAUCCAUUAGUAUUCCACAUAAGAAAUCCAUUAUAGAAACUAAUACAAUUAGAUUAGCUCUUCAUAGACAAACUUAUUACUGCAAUGCAAUCUCGACAUGUGGAGUGGAAGAGAAGAGGAUUUUAGCUUCCAAUACCGGAUUGAUAGCUGUGAGUGGAAGGAUGGAUGUCCUAACACGAACGGAGUCAGGUUUACUCCACAAGUGCCGAUACCUCUGCCCUCGAAUGCGGAAGUUGAUUGUGUUUGUAUCAUAUCAAGCCCUGCUCUUGUUUCUAUAUCGAUAA